UAUUAAAAAUAAAUAGCAGAAUCAGCACAAAAUAAAGGUGAAGCACAAAGCCGAAAAUGGAUUGGAAAGAGCAACCGGCCGUUAAUGAUAUCGAGCAAUUUCUACGCGAUGUACGCGAGCAUUUUAGAGCCUCACUGGAGACCUCCGAAUAUGAGAACACGUCAAAUAUGUUUCAUGCCACUGAGGCGGAGUCAACGCUAAAUCUUUUGUUACGCUGCGAGCUACUCUUGGCGAACUAUUCAAAGGAAGAUGCAAGUAAAACAACAACACCGCUUAAUAACAGUCAAUUUAUUGUCAACGGAAAAGUGAAGUCAAACGAAGUCAAUGAAGGCAUCAAUGGCGGUAAUGGCGGUAAUGGGGUCAACGGCCUGCCAAUGCAAACGAGGACAAGUGAUGUGGGCACUCAAUGCAAUAAUGCAACAAAGAACGUCUCUAAACAGACACAACAGCAGCAUGAAGACGCCUCUUAUUUGGACAUGAGCGGGGGCGGCAAAACUUGUGGCAAAAAAUCGUCCAGUUGGUAUGGUGACUGGAAUAAUGAGACGAAAAGCGAUAAAACUUUCCGGUGCUCGGCACGACUUAGCAACAAAACCAACAGUCUAGCGUACAGUGAUGAUGAUUUCGAUGACGACGAAGAUAAUGAUGACGACAGCGAGGGCGAUGAGAAUGACAAUGGCUCCCAAAAUUACGAUAUUUGCCAAGUAUCAAGCCACGAUAGAGAUGAGACACAGAAGGCCAUAACACCUGAACUCGAGCCGAUGCAAGCGGUGGAUUGUCCCUAUAUGGAUUUACCGGCUGGUCACCUCUCCAUCGAGCAUGCCACCAAAUAUGGACAGCUGCAACGUGUCGAAAAACGUUUAUUCUUCGAUCAGUGUAAAAAGUAUUACUGUGGUGUGCUCAACGAUUGGCUGCUGUGCUAUGCCGAUGGGCCUACUGCAGCACAUCCAACGAUUACAUUGUAUUUAAAGCACAGUGGCAUCGAAAUCGAGCACUACGGCGAGGGCAAGCGACGUGAGGUAUGCUUCCAGAUCACCACUGCCGAUCCCAAUAAGAAAUUCCUUUUCCAAGCCAAUAGCGAAGUAGAUGCCAAAGAAUGGAUCAUCGCAGUAGAAGCGGCUAUACGUGGUGACACAUCACCCGCUAGCAACAUGAAGAGCAGCGCUAGAAAACUACCAACACCGCCCAUUGUCAAGAAGAUGACAUUCAUGGGUCACAUGAAUCACGCGCCAAUUCAUGACAGCAUAUACGAAGAACCUUCACCGCUCUUUCAAACCGACAAACCACACAACAGACCAGCUAAUUUGCCAAUGAAGAAGGAAGCAUUCUCUGCGCUCGAUAUGGCCAACUGCUUUGAAUACGACGUGCCGAAGUGUCCACCCCAGCCCAUCAAAACGGUCAGCAUUAAUCACACCGAAGCGGAAACCGCAGAGCUAUUAAAUUUAAGUGAGCACAGCGCACUUAGCGCCGAGAAAAUCGAGUUCCAAUCCAUUGUGAAGGAUGUACACAGCAAGUUGUCUAGUCAGCUGUCGGCCUGCCCAACGCCGGAACGCUUAAAAAAGGCCGCUAAAAAGACUUACUCCGGCAGCAGCGCUAGCGAUGUAGAAGCUGUGGCGCUAACACCCACCUCUCCGGCUACGUUUAAGGAGCACAAGAAGCAACGUAAAUCGACCACGCCAAAUGGCAGUCCACAGAAGAGCAGCAAUGGUGGCAUUAACAAUCAAAGCAACGCGAACCCCAACACCAACAACAAUAAUGCGUGUGGCAACGAGCGUACAGCGGUUAAAAGUUGGUUUUUUAAUCGGCUGAAUAAGACAACCUCGUCGGGUCGCAGUACCAGCUCAUCGAACUCCAAUUCAUCGUCGCCAGCCAAAUGCAAACAAAGUGAAAAGGAAAAUCUACUUCAGAGCCUCGAAUUGAAUGACAUGAUCGAUGGUAGUGGCGGCAGUGACUCUCUAAACAACACUGGCAGCAAUCCCGCUUCACCAAUACUAAAGAAUCCAUCGUCGGGCGUUAGUGCGGGCGUCGACAGCACCAUGAAGAGUAAGGUCGAUCUGAUAAUCAAAGAGUUCGAGACAAGUGCGCACAUGGGCAUACUCACCAUGGAAACAUUGGCGGGCAGUGCGGUGGCUUCGCUCAGUUCCUUCUGCGACAAUGACUGCAAUAAUUAUGAGCCUAUUAUGACUGUCACAACACCGCCCAACAGUUUUUUGAAGAAAAUUUAAUUGGCGGCAGGCGGCCACAGUAAGUUGGUGUGAACAAUGUAAGAACAAGGCUGGAUGGUGCAUGGCGUGAUAGGCACUCGAAUGAUUUCUAUUAUUAAUUUUCUAACUCGAUAAUAUUUGGUUAGAGUAGCGCACUUGUAAAAUCCCAGUCAAGCGCGUGAACAAUAAGAGUAUUCAUUAUUUUUAUUAAAGAACUGUUCUUUGGAAUAAACUAUUUUUGUUAGU
Molecule: messenger RNA, 2447 nt
Organism: Anastrepha obliqua
Lineage: Eukaryota; Metazoa; Arthropoda; Insecta; Diptera; Tephritidae
Gene: blow
Exons: 3
Coding region: 57-2222 (721 amino acids)
Source: RefSeq, a predicted model, not a curated record